AUGUUCCUCGGAGGGCUUCACUUCCUCCAUGCUGCAGAGCAGGAGCUGGACGACAUGAUGCUCACCUCCACGCCGUUCUCUGUGAAGGACAUCCUGAAGCUGGAGCAGCAGCAGCAGCAGCAGCAGCAGAGCGGCCCCCUGGAGCAGCUGCACCACCGGGCCCACACCCAGCAGCACCACCGGGCCGGGUCGCCCACCCCCCAGCAGCAGCAGACCUUCCACAGCCCCCCGUCCUGCAUGCUGGCCGGGACCCGGGACAGCUUCUCGGACGGAGAGGACAACCUGGCCUACCUGUCCCCGGACCUGUACGCGCACCCCCCCGGGCUGCAGGGAGCCGAGGAGCUGGAGGAGCAGGAGAGCAAGAGCUGCGGGCUGGUGACCCGGGACUCGGAGGCGGUCCCGGCCGGGCAGGAGGACUCGGAGCGGCCGCUGCAGAAGCCCCGGAGCCGCAGGAGGCCCCGGGUCCUCUUCUCCCAGGCGCAGGUCUUCGAGCUGGAGCGACGCUUCAAGCAGCAGCGCUACCUGUCGGCCCCGGAGCGGGAGCACCUGGCCUCCAGCCUGAAGCUCUCCUCCAACCAGGUGAAGAUCUGGUUCCAGAACCGCCGCUACAAGUGCAAGCGGCAGCGGCAGGACAAGUCCCUGGAGGCCGCCGCGGGGGGCCAGCAGGGGCACCCGGCCCCCCCGAGGCGCGUGGCCGUGCCGGUGCUGGUCCGGGACGGGAAGCCGUGCCUGGGCCCCGGGGGGGGGCAGAGCUUCGGGCCCGGGGCUCCGUACGGGUCCAACCCGUACAGCUACAGCGGGUACCCGGCGUACACCUACAACAGCCCAGGGGCGUACAACAGCAACUACAGCUGCACGUACACGAGCAUCCCGGCCCUCCCCCCCCCCUCCGGCCCCCCCAACGCCUUCAUCAACAUGAACUUGGGAAACGUGGGCGGCCUGGGGGGCUCCUCGCAGCCCCAAACCCACCCGGGGUCAGGGGUCACCUCGUGCCAGGGCUCCCUGCAGGGGAUCCGGGCCUGGUAG
Molecule: messenger RNA, 1026 nt
Organism: Limanda limanda (common dab)
Lineage: Eukaryota; Metazoa; Chordata; Actinopteri; Pleuronectiformes; Pleuronectidae
Product: homeobox protein Nkx-2.3-like
Exons: 2
Coding region: 1-1026 (341 amino acids)
Biological process (GO): regulation of transcription by RNA polymerase II; cell differentiation
Cellular component (GO): nucleus
Molecular function (GO): RNA polymerase II cis-regulatory region sequence-specific DNA binding; DNA-binding transcription factor activity, RNA polymerase II-specific
Source: RefSeq, a predicted model, not a curated record